AUGGAGAAUGACUGCAUAGAGGAUAUGGACAUUGAAGUCCUCCCUUCAAUGUGGCCUGAGGAUAUUGGAACUGAUGUUGGAAAGCAGUUUAAUAUAGAAAAGCCUGGGAGAGACCAAGAUAUGUUGGAGGAGGUUACAAUCAUAGAUGAGCCAACUAUAGUUGAUUUCAAGCGUCUUAUGGAGCUUACAAAUUUCACAGAAAAGGGGUCUUCUCAAUUGGCAUAUCUUAUGAAACACUGGGAGUAUAAGCAGGCCAAUGUCGCGCGCCUACUAAGAGAAGAACUUGACAACCUAAGCCAGCAAAGGCAGGAUGUUGAGCUUAGGAAAUUGGAGAUAUUGGAAGAGCAUCGAUUCGAGGAAGAAAGAUAUGGAGGUGAUAAACGCCCGGUUUCUAUAUUGGAUGAUAUUUAUGAUGAUAUAUGGCAAGAUGUGCCGUCUAGGAAAAGUGAUGUUGUGGUUCAAAACAAGAAAAUUGAGAUUGAUGCUGAGUAUGAUACUGUCAUAUAUUGGAAACAGCGAGCACUUCAUUUAGAAAAGCAGCUAGAAGCAAGUGUCCAUAGAGAACAAAUACUUGAAGAGAAGUUACAUGAAAGUAUAACAAACAUUGAGAGACAGUCCUCGCCUGUGGAAGAACUCUCCCAGAUUCUGAAGAGGGCAGAUAAUUUCUUACAUUUUAUACUCCAAAAUGCACCUGUUGUUAUUGGCCAUCAGGACAAAGAGCUGCGCUAUCGCUUUAUCUAUAAUCAUUUUCCAAGUUUACAAGAGGAGGACAUCAUAGGAAAAACUGACGUUGAAAUAUUCACGGGAUCUGGAGUUAGGGAAUCUCAAGAUUUUAAGAGAGAAGUUUUGGAAAAAGGAUUGCCUGCAAAAAGGGAAAUCACUUUUGAGACAGAACUAUUUGGGUCAAAGACAUUCUUGAUAUAUGUAGAACCUGUCUUUAGUAAGGCAGGGGAAACAAUUGGAAUAAACUACAUGGGAAUGGAUGUAACAGAUCAGGUGAGAAAAAGAGAAAGGAUGGCAAAGAUUCGGGAAGAGAUUGCUGUUCAGAAAGCCAAGGAAACAGAACUGAAUAAAACCAUUCACAUUACAGAGGAAACUAUGCGAGCAAAACAAAUGCUAGCAACAAUGUCUCAUGAGAUAAGGUCCCCACUAUCUGGGGUUGUUAGCAUGGCUGAAAUUCUUUCCACCACAAGACUUGAUCGGGAGCAAAGACAGCUAUUGGAUGUCAUGCUAUCUUCUGGAGACUUGGUUCUACAACUUAUAAAUGACAUACUUGAUCUUUCCAAGGUUGAGUCAGGAGUUAUGAAGUUGGAAACUACCAAAUUCCGGCCAAGAGAAGUGGUGAAACAUGUACUCCAGACAGCUGCAGCAUCAUUGCAGAAAAUAUUAACUUUAGAAGGACAUGUGGCAGAUGGUGUACCUAUUGAGGUGAGGACUUGUGUCAUUGGUGAUGUUUUAAGGAUUCGACAAAUUCUCACAAAUUUAAUCAGCAAUGCCAUCAAGUUUACCCAUGAAGGCAAGGUUGGGAUUAACCUUUAUGUUGUGCCAGAGCCAACUUUUGCAAAAGCAACUGUUUCAGUGGAUGAAGUGAAGGAAGAGAACCAAAACCAUGCAUUCAAUGAUGAAUGUAGAUCCCCGGUUAAAAGCGAAUGCUCAAUGAACGGAGACACUGAGGAGCAACCUCAUUCAGCUGAAACAACAGUUUGGAUACGUUGUGAUGUAUAUGACACAGGCAUUGGAAUACCAGAAAAUGCUAUACCAACUUUAUUUAAAAGAUACAUGCAAGUCAGUGCAGACCAUGCUCGAAAAUAUGGUGGCACAGGGCUUGGACUAGCAAUAUGCAAACAAUUGGUUGAGUUAAUGGGGGGUCGCCUAACAGUGUCUAGCAAAGAGCACCAUGGUUCUACCUUCACUUUCAUACUCCCAUGCAAGGUUUCAAUCGCUUGUGAUAAUUCUGAUGACCCUGAUGAGCUCUCAGAUGUGGAGAACAAUGAUGCUGCAUGUGAUGGUACAAUAGAGGGUUUCUUCCAAUUCCAGCCACGUACCUUGGGCUCUCUUUUCUCCUCUAAUGGAACCAGCAGGACACAAAAGUUAUUACCUCACAAAAUUGGCUACUUAAGCUCACAUAAACUUAGUGGGUUUUCAGAGAGUUUAUACUCAUUCCUCUCUAAUGAUAUAAUGUCAAAAGGAACAUGUUCAGUUGAUGAUGCAUCUUCAGUGAUUGAUGCUCCACAGAUGUCUGAAUCGGCUAGUUCAUCUGGUCACAGCCCAGAAACAAAGAAGGAAACUUUAUUCAGCAGAGUUGAACAGCAUCAAGAUAAGGCUCAUGCUUGGUCCCUGAAUGGUAGUGCAGAAUCUUCUGAACCUGUGGUAGCAAAUACAGCUAGCCAAUCCUUUACGAGCAAUGGAACAUUGGAAGUAACCAAAUCCACAUUAAAUCCUAGGAUCCUUCUUGUUGAAGAUAACAAGAUUAAUGUCAUGGUGACACAAUCAAUGAUGAAACAGUUAGGUCAUAGCAUAGAUGUUGUGAAUAAUGGAGUGGAAGCAGUACGUGCAGUUCAACGCCGCAAUUAUGACCUGAUUCUGAUGGAUGUCUGCAUGCCAGUUAUGAAUGGUCUUCAAGCAACAAAACUGAUUCGAUCUUUCGAGGAAAUGGGCACUUGGGAUGCUGCAAGAAAUGCUGGAAUUGAGCAAAGUGCACCAGAUCAAGAUUAUGAAUGUUAUGUACCAUCUCCAAAGCGGAUCCCCAUUGUCCUGACAGCAAAUGCUUUGUCAGAGAGUGCUGAAGAGUGUUUUGCAAAUGGUAUGGACUCGUUUGUGUCAAAACCUGUGACUUUCCAAAGAUUGAAAGAAUGUCUCGAACAAUAUCUUAGGUGA
This is a messenger RNA of Abrus precatorius (Indian licorice), 2877 nucleotides long. RefSeq names its product histidine kinase 5. NCBI's taxonomy places the organism in Eukaryota, Viridiplantae, Streptophyta, Magnoliopsida, Fabales, Fabaceae. The transcript is spliced from 14 exons. Gene Ontology annotation, molecular function: histidine phosphotransfer kinase activity; phosphorelay sensor kinase activity. Bases 1 to 2877 code for a protein of 958 amino acids. Gene Ontology annotation, biological process: phosphorelay signal transduction system; protein autophosphorylation. The record is from RefSeq and is a predicted model, not a curated record.